Cuculus canorus (common cuckoo) is the source of this 2120-nucleotide messenger RNA. It is a transcript of the gene TM4SF19, whose product is annotated as transmembrane 4 L six family member 19. The record is from RefSeq and is a predicted model, not a curated record. Lineage: Eukaryota; Metazoa; Chordata; Aves; Cuculiformes; Cuculidae. Gene Ontology annotation, cellular component: membrane. The coding region runs from base 277 to 900 and encodes 207 amino acids. The transcript is spliced from 4 exons.
CUCAGAGAGCCGUGGGGGUGGCGCUUGGGGCCAUGGUUUAGCACUACAGUGGGAUUGGGCUGAUGGUUGGACUGCAUGAGCUGAGAGGGCGUUUCCAACCUUAAUGAUUCUGUGAUUCCGUGAAUCUGAGGGGGGAGCAGGCUGGGACCCAAAAGCACGAAGCAGCAACUGCCCAUCCACCCAUGGCUGUGAGGUGGGCUCAGGGUGACGGAGCCGCGGGGCCAAAAGCAGCCCCUUCCCUUCCUCCUUUUCCUCCCUUCCCCACCCAGGGUGGCCAUGUGCGUAGGGACGUGCAGCCGGAUUGUGGGGCUCUGCUUGCUGGUGCUGGGCACGCUUUCUGUGGCAGCCAACGUCCUCCUGCUCUUCCCUGGUGGGGAACUGAAGUACCUGGUGGAGGGGCACAUCAGCAAGCACGCCAAGGUCAUGCCGGGCGUCUGGGGAGGUGGCAUCAUCGUGCUGCUGGCAGCGACCCACAUCACGGCGGUGGGAUGGCGAUGCUCCGGCUGCUCCGACUGUGGCACCCGUCGCAAUGCUUUCAUCUCUGCCGUGCUCUCCAAGCUGGCGCUCCUGGGCGCCACUGCCUGCUUCGUUCUCUCUGGAGUGGGUCUGACCAACGGGCCCCUCUGCUUCUACAAUGCCUCCCAGCAAAGCAGCGGACUCGGCACCCUCUGGGGUUACCCAUUCCUGGAUUCCGGCAGCCAGGAGCCUGACAGGACAGAGAACUACCUGUACAAUCCUCACACCUGGAGCACCUGCCUGGAGCCAGCGGGCAUUGUGGUCUGGAAUGUUGUCCUAUUUUCUCUUCUGCUGCUCUUCAGUGCUGCUGAGAUGGUUCUGGCCUCCCUCCAGAUCCUCAACGGCUGCCUCGGGUUCCUCUGUGGCUUUUGUGAGGGGAAGUAGGGGCCUGCUGUGGUGCCAGGAGGCUGGUGCUUGGAGGAGGUGUUGUCCUUGGAUGUCCCACAGCCAGUGGUGGGGAUACGGCACAAGGUAGCUGUGAUACCAGCCUGGUGCAAGACAGGCAGACAGACUACCCUUGGAGAACAGACACCCCAGCUCACGCGAGACGGCGAAGCGACGUGCGUGGGGUCGGCGUGCAAAGGGCUGCCUCCUCGAAGAGCCCUGGUAAUGCCUCUUCACCCUGGAGCAGCUGCCCUCGGGGCUGGCAGCCAUUCGGGGUUGGAAGCCCAGUGAGUGAUGGAGGUGGGGACCUGGCUCCUGGCAUCACAAACCGAGCCCAACAGCUUCCUCGGCUGCUCCUUGUCAGCCUCCACUCACCUGAGUGCAAAAUGCGACAUCACAGAAUCAUAGAAUCAUCAUAGAAUCAGCAGGUUAGGAAAGACCUUUGAGGUCGUCAAGUCCAACUGUACCCAUCCACUACUAAAUCAUUUGCAGAGAGAAAAGCUGGAAUCUUAGAAUUAUGGAAUAGUUUGGGUUGGAAGGGACCUCAAAGCCCAUCCUGUCCCUGCCAUGGGACACCUCCCACUGGAUCAGGGGCUCCAAGCCCCAUCCAACCUGGCCUGGAACCCCUCCAGGGAUGGGGCAGCCACCACUGCUCUGGGCACCCUGGGCCAGGGCCAACCGACACUCACAGGAAAGCAUUUCUCCCUCUGAUCUCAUCUCAAUCUCCCCUCGUGCAGCUCAAAACCGUUCCCCUCAUCCCGUCCCUGCCCUCCCUGAUCCAGAGCCCCUCCCCAGCUUUCCUGGAGCCCCUUUUAGCACUGGAAGCUGCUCUAAGGUCUCCCCACAGCCUUCUCCUCUCCAGGCUGAACAACCCUAAUGUUCUGUGUGGAACAUGAACUUAUUGUCGUUAAUCAGUGUGCACUUAGGGCAGCUUGUGCAGGUGUUCCUCUCCUGUGUGGGGCAGGAUGGAUGAAGGAGCUGAGGCAGGAACAGGCUGGGGCUGGAGGAGACUUAGUUGGAGUUGUGGUGAAGGAGGUAACACUGAAGACGAAGUGUAGCCCCCCCAGAGUUCACCCAGAAGCACGCAGAGAAUGUUGGGAGCAGCCACUCAUCUCCACCACGCCGGGCCCCACUGGAGGGCUGGCACAUCCCUCAUCCCUGCGUGGGGACACACGGACGGAGCCCGGGGCCUGGCAGGAAGCUGCCCCAGAUCUGACAGG